Messenger RNA from Anopheles moucheti, 417 nucleotides. RefSeq lists its product as uncharacterized. The record is from RefSeq and is a predicted model, not a curated record. The coding region runs from base 1 to 417 and encodes 138 amino acids. NCBI's taxonomy places the organism in Eukaryota, Metazoa, Arthropoda, Insecta, Diptera, Culicidae. The transcript has 2 exons.
AUGGCGAGAUGUAAAUUAAAUAAAACUAACACCCUUCCAACACCGUUACGCUACGAAUGGUCCAAGGCGUAUCUGGCACGUCCUAAGGACAACCUAAUCGCGCAUCGUGAUAGCCUGCUAAAGGAACCGUUCCGUCCAUCGUACGAUAGGGAUGGCGAUCCAACGAUGGACUCUCUGAUGGAUUUCUCGUACGCCCGCAUUUGGCAGGUAGAAGCUCAAGACUUUCGCCACAAACGCACCGUUUCCGAGCGGUCCAGGCUGGCAAAAAAGAAAUUCCCACCCUACGCCGAGCGCCAAACGCAUCCGUGCGAAAUGCCAAAAGAAAGGUACACCAUGAAACGGUUCCUAAAUGUACCGGCAAAGGUUGAUACGGGGCGUAGGACCACCGUCCCAUUGCGUCCAUUGCGUACCUGCUGA